UGUAAGUUCGAUUCAUGUUGACCUCUUUGAUGAUAUGAUGAUGCAUCAAAAGUAUUUUUCGCGCAGGAAGAGUCAUCUAGUGAUGAAACUAGUCACUAGAUUUGAAUUUGCUAUACGAAAGACACGAAGAAGGACGAUUGUGUUACGAAGCCGAAGACUACCGAAUGCAGCAAAGGGUCGGCCAUCUUUUAUAUAAAAUCUUCGAUUCUUUGCUUCUACACACAUUCGAGAACAUUCUUUUGAUCGUUUUAUGAUUACUCUUGACUGUGCACGUGAAUUGACUUAUAUCUAGUGUUUUAUAUUUACCGUUUUUGUUUGUAAUAAUAAUUGUGAGAAAGUACUUCCUACCUUAUCGACAGGAGUAGCCUGUCAAGCUUGGUUCGCCAGCUUCGCCGCCUCUCCCCACCUAACAACAAAGCUUAUUGUUGUUAUUGAUUGCAAAGGCGAUCGCGGCGGCAUUCGGAUCAGACGGUACUACAACCAAAUCCGGCGUAAAAAAGCGCGCUGCGCUCGCAAAAACACCGGUGACUCGCCGCACGCUCAGCCACCGCUUCCAUCAACUCUCGAAGAAUACCAGAGCCAGGGGCGCACGAUGUCUUCGAAAAAUACGCUCGCCGACCAGGAGCGCAUCAUCAAAGACUCGCUCUUCGCCUUCGUCCGUGCGCACAUCCCCAAUGGCGACCUCUCGCUCAUCGACGAGAUCGUCCUCUCCUAUGUGGUAUCGAUCCUCGAGGACGUCUCCUCCGAUCCGGUCUUCGACGUCGAGGGCUUCUGCGAGAUGAUGUCGGCGUACUUUCCGGAGUUCGAGUCGUUGAAUCACGCGACCGUCUGCUCGUGGAUGUUCGAGCUGGAGGCGAAGCUGCGCGACGAAGCGGCGCAGAAUCGCGACGAGCGGGAUAUCAGCCUGAUGGAGUUAUCCAUGCCGGAGAUACUGCCGUGUAUCAAACCCACUAAACAGGCGGAUGUGGAGGAUGCAGAACUGCCGAAGAGAGUGCACAAGAUCAGCGAGGUGUCCGAUGGGGGCUCGGACUCGUCAUUUGGGGACUUUGCUGAGGAGAUUGACUCGCUACAAGAUAUGUUUCCGCAUGUAUAUGCUCUAGAGAUUAAGCAUUGUUUGGCGAUUGCCUGUGGUGAUCCAGAACGCGCCACGCAAAUCCUCCUCCAUCGCCAGGAGUUGGGCCAGAGUAUCACGAACAACGCCUCGCUGAUUCUCACCACCAACAAGCAGAUCAUCGACGAUGAUGAACUGAAGCAUCGCAUCAUCGAGCGCUAUUCCUACGUGGAUCAGGAGUCGCUCGCGCGUGAGCAUCGCCCCGUCGCGCCCAAAGUGGAGCCGAAGAAGCUGGUGCGCUAUCGCGAUAACAAGAUUGUUUCGUUGAAGGGCGAGCGUUAUACGGAGGUGAAGAAGGGCGACGACGUGGAGGACGUCUCGCUGAAGAAGUCCAAGAAGCAGCAGGCGCACUGUCCGUAACAGAUGGGCGCCGGUUGGGCGCGCCGCCGCCGUCGCCGCCCCAAGCCGUCUCGCGCUCCCGCCGCCCUCCUUCGCCUCCUCCUUCUUGUUCUUCUUGUCGUCGUCGUCGUCGUCGUGGUUAUUGUCGUCGUCGCUGCUCGUCGUCGUCGCGUUAGCGCUCGUAGCUGCUCGUUUAGGUCGUUGUUAGCUAGUUGUUCGUCGAUACGAAUGUUCGGUGUUGAUUGCAUGCAGUAGCUAUAGGGAGCAAGCGAGCGCGGCCAUCUCCGGCGCGUCUCGCUUGCUCCGCAAAUCGAGAAUCUCUAUGUUUUUAGGUACAAUUAGGACACUGUCUGAUUGCCUCGGAGGCGGCGGGCCUCGAUCGGAUCUCUCUCUUGUCGUUUUACCUCCCCCACCCUUUUCUUCUUCUACUUCGAAUCUCAUUUUAUUUUUAUUUUUAUUUUUAUUUUUACUCAACUUGUUUUUGAUAGCUUUAAGUUAGUCUCUAGGUUUUAUUCUCUUUUUCUUUUUUGCGUCGUAAGUUUUAACUACAAAUCUAGUCAUUGUAGGUUUAUUUGAUUCGUUUGUAAGUUUUUGUGCUCUUUUUACACGUUAAUUUAUUAUGCGCGAAGUAACAGUAUUACGUAUGAAAGUAUUUUAUCUCUCAUUUCGAUGUGACGGGAACGAAACACAAAUUGCGAACACACACGCAACACGUACACAACAUGUAUCUGUGAUUUUAAUUGUUAGUAAUGCGUUGGUUGGUUGACAAUUCUUUUGGGUUUUGCCAUCCCUGGGGCGGGCCGCGCGUCCGCUCGAUAUGUGACUUUGUAUUUGUCGAUAUAUGACUUAUAUAUUUCCUCACCACGUCGCUGUGUUUGGACGGGGCGAGUCAUUCUCAACUCAUGUUUCUGUCUUUGAUUUUCAUGAAUACAAAGUUUAAUUCAAA
This is a messenger RNA of Dalotia coriaria, 2396 nucleotides long. RefSeq names its product CUE domain-containing protein 2. The record is from RefSeq and is a predicted model, not a curated record. Bases 593 to 1471 code for a protein of 292 amino acids. Gene Ontology annotation, molecular function: ubiquitin binding. Lineage: Eukaryota; Metazoa; Arthropoda; Insecta; Coleoptera; Staphylinidae. The transcript has 3 exons.